This is a messenger RNA of Wallemia ichthyophaga EXF-994, 636 nucleotides long. RefSeq lists its product as uncharacterized. The transcript has 2 exons. The record is from RefSeq and is a predicted model, not a curated record. NCBI's taxonomy places the organism in Eukaryota, Fungi, Basidiomycota, Wallemiomycetes, Wallemiales, Wallemiaceae. Bases 1 to 636 code for a protein of 211 amino acids.
AUGUCUAGAUGCGUUUUCUUACAUCGGCCAUCUUUCGGUGAAUACUCGGUUCCACGCGCACCGAUUGAGACAUUGUCCACUCCUCACCUCACAUCCACAAUAUUGAUUUCGUGCAAAGCUCGCAGGGACAGUGCCAGAUUUGGGCGCUACUUCAAAAUCGCAGUGCACUCCACCAAAGAAACAUCGCUGUUUGUAUGUGCCGAAGAUAGCCCGGGCAGUGACAACAAUUACUUUAUCUGGGACACAGCAGACGAAUGGACUAUGCCAUUUGAAUUUACAACACAAGCAGCGAGGAUGCGCGACGCUCAUCCCACUUUCAACGCUUCGUGGGCGCGCUUGGAAAGCGUGAAGCAUCUGGGUAGGUCUGCCAAUGCUGAAAACAACCAAAAGUCCAAGAGAGUGGAAAUAGAAGAGACGAAUUUCUUGUCGUCCCUUUUUAACGGCAAGGAAUAUGGCGAGGCGUGCUGCAACCACGCGAUGGCUUGUUCUGGAGCUAGACACGAGGCUGUGAAGAGUAUUCUGGAGCAUUCCAGAGCGAGAAAUGAAGCCAUUGGCAAACCUCUCGGUCUCCUAUUCGCGAAGAGCAGACCCAAAAGACAAGAAAACGUUUGUGGGCCUGAGAUGUUGCUUAGAUAG